AUGUUCCGCGCAGCAGCUCGUACUACAAACCUUGCUCGCACCUCGUUGAGGCAGUCCCUUUUCUCCGCUAAGCAGGUGCGCAACUACUCUGUUCGCCACAAUGCGCAACAGGCGUCAUCAAACAUGGGCCUCUACCUCUCGCUCGGCGGUCUUGCUGGUAUUGCCACCUGGUACGGCAUGGGCGGCUUCAACGGUGACAUUCGCUCGAAGCUACAGAAAAUCAACGCUGACUCUGAAGAUGUGGCCCUUUCGAAUGAAGAGUUUCGUGCUCUGAAGCUCAAGGAAGUUCGUCCUUACAACCACGACAGUGCCUUCUACGUUUUUGAGCUUCCUGACAACAAGCGCUCUGGUAUGUUCACUGCAUCUGCUCUUGUGAUUCGUGGUGCUGGUGAUGAUCCCAAGAACAAAGAGGGAAAGCCCGUCAUCCGCCCCUACACUCCAGUCAACCCCCCGUCGGACAAGGGAGAGAUUGUUCUGCUCAUCAAACAUUACCCUGGUGGCCAGAUGACGCAAUACCUCAAGGGCCUCAAGGCUGGUGACGAGAUGUGCUUCAAGGGUCCCAUCCCCAAGCAUCCCUACAAGUCUAACCAGUUCGAGGAAAUUGGUAUGAUUGCUGCUGGCACGGGCAUCACGCCCAUGUGGCAGCUCAUCCAGGAAAUUGCUGCGAACCCCUCUGACAAGACCAAGGUGACGCUCCUUUAUGGCAACAAGACAGAGGCUGACAUUCUGCUCCGUGAGAAGUUCGACGAGCUGAGCAAGGACUCCCGCUUCAACAUCGUUUACUUCCUCGAUGAGAAUGCCAAGAGCGUCAAGUCUGAGAAGGGCUACAUCACGAAGGAUCACGUCAAGAAGUAUCUUCCAGAUGCUGAAAAGGGUGGAAAAGCCAAGAUCUUUGUAUGUGGUCCUCCACCCAUGGUUGGUGCGAUUGCUGGCCCUAAGCAGGGCUUCCAGCAGGGUGAAUUGAAGGGUGUCCUGUCGGAGCUUGGCUACAAAGCUGAGCAGGUCUUUAAGUUCUAA
Molecule: messenger RNA, 1017 nt
Organism: Malassezia restricta
Lineage: Eukaryota; Fungi; Basidiomycota; Malasseziomycetes; Malasseziales; Malasseziaceae
Product: cytochrome-b5 reductase
Exons: 1
Coding region: 1-1017 (338 amino acids)
Biological process (GO): ergosterol biosynthetic process
Molecular function (GO): cytochrome-b5 reductase activity, acting on NAD(P)H
Source: RefSeq, a predicted model, not a curated record